AUGGUUUUGGGAUCACGAGCACAGGGCCAACGAUGCCCCGUAGAAACGCCCGAAGCUGCCCGGGCGCGUCGGGCAGCAAGAGUCGCAAGGAACCGCAAAGCGUCGCAGAUGCAGAGUGGAGAGGGGGCACGCAAGUCAUCUCCCCCGGACCCCACCGACACCUCUACCUCCACCAGCGCUACAAGCACGACUGCCACUCAACCACCCGCUCCUUUCAGACCACGACCACCCAAGACAAAGCCUAAGGAAUCUAAGGACAUUGCUGAAGUUCAGGAACAACUCAAGAAAGCAGAAGAGGAUCUUGAGAAGAAGAACGACGAAUACGAUACCGUCUUGAUAACCUUUGAAACUAUGAACAAAGAAUUUGAGUCAGUGAAAGAGAAGCUCGAAGAAAUCACCAAACAGUUUCAGGAAAACAGCGAUAUUUUGGAAGAAAGCCGCAAGUCAUCAGAAAAGCAAAUCGAAGAGAAGAAAAAGGAGAAUGAGGAACUUUCGUCAACCCAUGAAAUUCUUACAAAUGAGCUCGCCGCUGCGAAGAUAGAAUUCGAAGAAGUAACACAAGAGAAAAAGGUCUUGGUCGAUAGCGUGACUGAGAUCGUACAUCCAUCCGGCAAGCCCUCCGCAGAAAAACUAGCCGGACUCAUGACAGAGCUUUGGAACGAUCGGGACGUCAUCUUCCAGGAAGUCAAAUCGGACCUGUCUAAGACCAGGGCUGCCAAGGAGGAGGCCCAAGCCCAGGCCCAACGGGAUGCUGAUGCUCUGAGGGCCACCCUGGACCCGACUAAGACCAAGGACCAUCUUAUUGCAGCCCAGAAACGAAGCAAGAUACUUUCUGAAGAGCGGAACAAGGCCUUAAUUGAGAUCGAGGAGCUCAAAAAUGAGAAGCAAGACCUGGUGAUACAAAACAUUGGGUUGACCAAUCAGACUGCUGAAAUAUUUGGAUUCAAGGAAGAGAUCCUUUCACUUAAGAGAGAGCUGAGGUUUUCUAAUGAAAACGUGACGAAGCAUGAAUCAACUAUCUUGCUGCUGGAAGGGGAGAAGGAAGACCUGAUAAAACAAAUAGAACAGAUGAAUUCGGAGACCGGUCUUACUCAGCAAGGCAACCCGGUGAGCGAUGAAGAACUUGAAGACCUUAAGAGAGUUCUUUGCGAGGUCCGUUACCUCUUUGGCUUGUCCCAGAACACUCCGCCAGAGGAGACGGUUGAUAGACUCCAAGACGAAUGGCGCAAGCGCGAGGAAAUCCGUCGAAAAUAUGAGGACCAAGACCCGAUUAAAGUGGAUAAGGGCAUGCAAGUAGAGAUUGAUAUUGGAGAUCAAGGUGAUGCUGUCAACAAGCUACAGAUACUUCUAUCUGAAGUCAAAUCCAUCACCGGCCUCUCCAAGGACUUGUCACCAGAGGAUUCGGCCGAGGAAUUCCGCAAGGCAUGGGAGGGUAAAGAAAAGUCCUAUAAGAACUUGAUGGAAAGAGAGAAGAAGAAAGAGACGAGGAGACUUGACGCGGCCGCCAAGAAGAACAAGGAGCAAAUCCAGAAACUCCUUUCUGAAGUGCGCACCAUGACUGGUCUUCCGGAGGCAACCGUGGCAGAAGACUCGGUCGAGAAACUCCAACAAGCUUGGCAGAAGCAGGAGUCCCGCUGCCUCAAGGCGCAAGAAUUCGAGGAGAAAAACAAAGAACUUCUGGCGAAAAUCAAGUUUUUGACAGAAUCCAUUGGAACCAUUACACACGUCGAACCGGGUGAACUGUCAAUUGAAGAACUUAUCGAGGAACUUCAGAACAGGGAUGUCAAACAGUCAAUCAAGAUCGGUGGUCUCGUUGCCGAAGUCGGAGCACUUGAAGAUUACCAAAGGACCCCCAAAAAGGACAAGAUUGAAAAAUUCCGGAAAACCUGCAUGGCUAUUGCCAAGGAGGUACAUAUCAAACACAAGGACAAAACCAAAGUCCCAGAAUACCUUACUCUCUUCCGCAAGGAACUGACCAAGCAAGCAGAACUUGUAACCUCAUUGGAGAAGAAAGUCGCCAAGAAGAAUGAACAGAUUGAAGAGCUAUUGGCCUCUCUGGAGGAGAUGGGUGAUGAACUGGACAAACCCUCCACGGGUUCGAAAAAUAAGAAGAAAAAGAAGAAGUUCUUCAGGAAGAUCAUCAACAAGAUUGCCCGCAAACAGACAUCAGACGAAAUGAUCCUAAUGAUCGCAGACCAGGCUAAUACAAUCAAAUCCUUGAAGAAAAGCCAAAAGAACUACUGGGAUUAUCGGGAAGAAAAUAGGGAUCUCCUAGACAAGAUUUCAAGUCUAAAGAACCAAAUCGAAUGCCAGGACAACUCCAUCGUUGAGCUUAAAUAUAGCGUUAAACAGGAGAAGGAGAUCGUUGAACACCUCCACGAUUGCAUUCGUUUUUUUGAGGAACGAAAACAGUUGAGCCCAGUUGACGUACCCCGUCAUCACGAUCGGACGCUGUCGGAUCUCCUCGUCGUCGCGCAGUUCAGAGGCCGCUUUCAGAACUUCGAGAUCCUCGACCGCGAGACAGACCUGAAACCAUUCGAUGAGAACAGAAUUGACCAGGACCGCUACCCCUUGAAGUAUCUCGCGGGCGGAGCCUACGGGGAGAUCACCAUUGCGAGGUUGGCCUCCAAUGGUAAGUGUGUCGUGGUGAAACGACCAAUAGUGCCUAGCUUCCUCUCGGCCGCAUUCAGAGACGACGAAGUCAAGGCAAACCUCCUUUGUACUCUCAAAGAAGCAAUGAUCUGCGAGUACUUUGAAAGGAGUAAGUUCUUUCCUACUAUCCACGGCAUUAUGACUAUAGACAACCAAACCUGCCUCGUUCUUGAUUUCAUCGGGGACCACGAUAAGGGAGUAGACCGGACACUCUUCAAUUUCAUCAAACAGAAAGACAGGGAGCUGCCUUUGAUUAAGAAGAAGGACGUGACAACUAUCGCCCGUGACAUUGUUGAAGCCGUAGAGGCCUUACAUGAGCGGAGACUCCUUCACAAUGACAUCAAGCCCAACAAUGUCAUGAUGGAGCAGCGUAACUCGAUCUGGCGUGCCAUUCUGAUUGAUUUCGGCCAGGCUAGCACCCUAUACUUUCCAUUAAGGAAAGAUUAUUCUGAGACAACCAAAAAGCUUUAUGACGAUGGGCAAAUCCAUCAACAUCUUGCCCCCGAAAUUGUGAUGAGAGGGCGCCCUUCGUCCUACGUCAGUGACAUCUUUUCCAUGGGCCAGUUGUUCCGUAUGAUGGGGAGAGACUGCGGUAUUCCUCCCCUCGAAGCGUUGGGUGAUAAAUGCUGCCGGGACAAUCAGGCUCAUCGACCCCAGACUGCCACUGAGAUCUUGCCAAUGAUUGAUGCUAUCACUUUUCAAUACCUAGUAACACUGCGUCCAAAACACAAGUUUCCAUAUGAGGGGAAUGAACAAGUUCCUUCUCUUCCAACACCCUAG
Messenger RNA from Lytechinus pictus (painted urchin), 3432 nucleotides. Its product is annotated as golgin subfamily A member 2-like. Gene Ontology annotation, biological process: mitotic spindle organization; protein phosphorylation. Gene Ontology annotation, cellular component: centrosome; nucleus; cytoplasm. Gene Ontology annotation, molecular function: protein serine/threonine kinase activity; ATP binding. The record is from RefSeq and is a predicted model, not a curated record. Bases 1 to 3432 code for a protein of 1143 amino acids. Lineage: Eukaryota; Metazoa; Echinodermata; Echinoidea; Temnopleuroida; Toxopneustidae. The transcript is spliced from 20 exons.